UUUUGUGAGUUUUUUGGUUUUGCGAAUUAUAGAAACAAUAAGAGCUAAAAAGUGAUGUUCCCGUUGCCUGGGAUUAUGGGUGCAGUGAUAGCAGCAGGGAUGGCUGUCGAUGAAAUCGAAGCAGCCAACAAUCAAUAAAUUUUCCAAGAAAAUCGAGCCCGCAAUGAAAUUGGCAGGAAUCUUCUUGAUCCAUUGGAAUCGUUAACAGAUGCAGUUUUUAGAGAGAAAUUUCGUUUAACGAAACCAAUAACAUUAUGGUUGAUAAGAAGAAUCACCCCCUUAUUGAACGAUGAAGGUGCUACGUCAACAAUCCCGAAAAGAACCCAGGUAUCAUGUCUGACAAUAUAUUGAUCACACUGCGAUUUUAUGCAUCGGGGUCUUUUCAAAUGUGCAUCGCUGAUAUGAAACUUUUUUGUGUAUCACAACCCAUUGUCAGUCGAAUAAUUGCCAAUGUAACAGAGGCAAUUGUUACAUUAACUGAUGAGUUUAUCCGAUUUCCUCAAACGCAUCAGAAAUUGGAAGAGAUUUCCCAAGGGUUCGAGGUGAAGUCAAGUUUCCCGGGAAUCAUUGGAUGUAUUGAUUGCACCCACAUUGCUUUCCAUGCACCGGUUGAGGAGCCAUGGAGUUAUCAAAACUACAAAGGUUUUUAGUCCAUUAAUGUCCAGGCAACAUGUGAUCAUAAAUUACGCAUCACAUCAAUCGAUGCAUAUCCUGGAACAGUGCACGAUGCCAGGAUAUGGCGACAAUCAUAUGUGAAAGAAGCUGUGCAAACAAUGAAUGAUGAAUAUAAUAGCAGAUACUUUUUUUUAGGUACAUGAAUUAAUCAAAAAGCUUCAGAACAAAUAAUAUUUGAUUGCAAAAUGUAAUUAUGAUGUAAUUGUGGAAAUCAACUUCAAAAAUAAUUUAUCACAGCACGAUACGGAGUUUUACCAUUUUUUCCGAAGACUUAGAUAAAUUUGGGUCGAAUAUUUUUCGGAAUUAUUCGUUAUUUCUGACUUCUAGUCGU
Molecule: messenger RNA, 1006 nt
Organism: Fopius arisanus
Lineage: Eukaryota; Metazoa; Arthropoda; Insecta; Hymenoptera; Braconidae
Product: putative nuclease HARBI1
Exons: 4
Coding region: 333-650 (105 amino acids)
Source: RefSeq, a predicted model, not a curated record